GAUACAGUGAUAUAUCUUCAUAUAUAUCAUGGGGGGCUAUAUAAAAAUGAUAUAUAGCAAUGAUAAAAAAAAAUAAAUAAAUAAUUCAUGUAACUCAUCAUCCAUUUGAUAAUGUGUAUAUUACCCUAUCUCUUCAAUUCCAUACAGCUUUAUUUUUAAUCCUUGUAUUGUCAAUAACAUUGUAAUAUAUACACAUGUGUAUAUAGUAUAUUCAAAAAGCAUUAAAUAAAUAUGUUAUCUCGUGGAUUUUUACGAUUUAUCAAGGCAGCUUAUGAAACAAAAAAUUAAUGUAUGUAAUAAAAAAAAAAAAAAAAAUCAAUAACGUAAGAAUGAAGGUGACUCGUGGGAUGUCUACUUCAAGCUGUUGAUUGUGCCAGAAUCGAUCAUCUUAUCAAGUACACAAGGGAAUCGUCGAUUUGCCAGUGAGUUUAUGAAUGGCGCUGGUGGAAUGGUGCAUGUACAAUGGACACAUUGCCAGCUAGAUCUAUGAAAGAAAGAACGCGAGAGUAAGAGAGCAAGAAGAAUAGUAUUUAUUCUCUUUAUGAAGGAAUGGGGCCCGGCGAUUGGCCGAUGGCUCGUUUUCGCUAGUAAACUCAACAAAGACAGAGACAGCAAGCUCACAUGAACCAACUCUCAAUGAUGGAGGGGAAAUGCGUGAAGAUGUGCGCGUUGGUAUCGGUCGAAGAUUUCUGCUGUUGUUUGCUUCCUCCGUGGCAUCUCUCCAUCCCUCGCCUUCGCUUUUGUGUUGUUGGGCAUAUGCUGUACAAUACGUGUGUGCAUCAUCAACACUAUCUCCAGUAGCAGUAACAGCUAAAAUAUCAGUCAGAAAAGUCACCAAUAUAAGUAAUUUAACUUGUAAUUAAUGAAGAAAUAAAAAUAUUAAAUAUAAAAUCUAAUAGCUUAAUAUUUUAAACAAAGUUGAAAUAUAUUAUAUAGCUUCAAAGUACUAGGAAGUAUAUAAUAAGUAGAUACUGAUUAUUGGUACUAGUAGCUGCUGGUUUGGUCCACCCCGCCCGACGAUCAUAGCGCCUCUCUUUCAACAACUGUCGUGUUUUAGAGCUGGCUGCUGGUUCACCGGCUGGUUGGCAUCGCAGCUUGCUGCUGGCUGCCUAGCCUGGCCGCUUGCUUGGCAUACAAUAUACAUAUACUUAACUAGUACACGAAAAUAACAAGCUAAGAGCUCAUCACAGAGCUCAUCUAGCUUUUUGAGCAAAUGACGACAUCAUCAUCGUGAUUAUUUUUAUUAUUUAUUAUCGUGUUUAAUAAUUUAUUAUUUAAUAAUUAAUCACGUUAUCAGUAAGUAAGUCAUUGAGGUUCACAGUGGUAAAGUGGUAGUGGUGAUGGUGAUGAUGAUGUUGUUAUUGAUAAUGAAGCGGCACUGAGAAAUAUAAUCAUCGGUGUGGGCCAUGGGCACGCAAAAACCGGAAGAAUGGGCCAAUUUGCUGAUUACGCGUUUCGAAAACGAGCUGCCAUGUCGAGCCGGUUCUCAGACAACAAAUUCGCGAAUAAACGAGCAGGAGAAUCGAAAAUUUUUGAUCCAAAUAUCACGACACCGUUUCUCCUUGGUAAUAUCUGGAUUGACGAAAAUACUUCAACGUGUCAACGACACACUGCCAGGCACUGGAGGAGGUCAACGAUCGUUUCACAACACCGAUCAGGAACGUAAUUGCUAUGAGUCGAUCAUCAUCGUUCUGGAUACACUUGAACAGUGUCUGGCUAAUCAGCCUAAGGACACUUCUAAUAAAGAUGAGACUAUGAAUGUUAAAUUAUUACUACGACCAAUUUGUCAAUUUAUCAAUAUUUCUAAUGACAGUCUACAACAUGUGCAUAUUAAAAAUUUAGCAAGCAAAGUUUUAUUUGCAUUGAGUCUAAACUUUUUCACAGCAGUAUUUAAUAGGAUAUCUGAUCACCUUCAAGAGCUGACAGUGUGUAAUGAAGAGAAUCCAGACUGCAGUGAUAUCGAAUUGAUUCAACAUAUCAACAUUGACGUUGAUCGACUUAUACAAAUAUUAAACGAAACGGUUCAAAAAUAUAAACUGCUAAAAAAAUCAGCUCAUACAGUCUUGGUAAAUUCACUGGAACGCGCUAUAUGGAAUUGGAUGGACACUUAUCCUCAUGAAUUUGCAGAAGUACAAAAAAAACUAGAUUACAGUGAUACAUCUAAAGAAAUUCAAAAAAAAUCAAAUGAUGCAUUGGCAAAAGUAUGCGGUGAACUGUUUGAUGUACUUGAUACUUAUGCAGAAAAUAAAAAAAGCCGUAAUGUUGCGGGAUGGCCGUUGCAGAUAAUGUUAUUGAUAUUAUCACCAAAGGUAUUGGAGGAGAUAUUGAACGCGAAAACAACAGCACCUUGCUCACCGAAGCAUUCGCGAAAGAAACAAUUUAUCGAUGGAAUUAAACGAGGUCUUGGAAUGCACGGUGGAUCAUCCAGUAGAUCUCUCACUGAAGCUGCUAUAGUUACUUGUGUUAAACUCUGCAAGGCAUCUACUUACAUUAACAAUUUAGAUUCAAGUAACGUAAUUUUUACACUAGUACGGCAAGUUAUCAACGACUUAACGGCACUACUAUUCAACAUCAACAAACCUUUUUCCCGUGGACAGAGUUACAUUGCCCAGGAUAUUGAUAUGAUGAUUGACUGCUUUGUCAGUUGCUUCCGUAAUCGUCUUCAUAAUGAUGAAAUAACAAAAGUCUGUUUAAAUUUAACUGCACCUUCGACUUAUCAAUUUGUUCUUGUCAGUUCUUUGUACAGAAUAGCAACACCACCAAAAUUAUCAUGGUGGCCAGAAAUAAAUCUAGUCUAUCAACGUAGCGCUGAGCUGAGAAAUUUAUUCACUGAUACACUCAACAAAGUAACUCAGAGCUAUAUAUCCCACACAACAUUGAGAAUGAUACCGAGUUUCUCGAUGAAAGGAAAAGAACAAGGAAAGUACAAAGAUCGGGGUGAAGAUAUCGCAAGCCAUCGGAACCUUUUACUGUGGAUGGUAAGACUAAUUCACACUGAUCCAAUGCUGAUGCUAUAUAAUCCUGGUAAAGCUGGCCAUGAGAUUCAAAGUUCAACUCUCGAGUUAAUCAAUGGUCUAGUUUCUCUCGUUCAUCAACCAACAAUGCCGGAUAUUGCCAACGAAGCUAUGGAAGCUCUAUUGGUUUUACAUCAUCCGGAUAAAAUAAAAUCCUGGAAUCCUGAAGCUCCAAUAAAAACAUUUUGGGAUAUCAGCUCCCAGGCUUUAUUUUCCAUUUCUCAGAAGCUUAUUCAGCAUCAAAUAGUUAACUAUACCGACAUCUUGAAGUGGCUCAGAGAGAUUUUAGUACGUAGAAACGCAUUUUUAUCACAAAACAAAGACUAUGCAAACGUUGGAAGUCAAAUAGCUAUUUGUAAACAAGCGCACAUUAAACUAGAAGUCGUUUUCUUUAUGUACCUGUGGAGCGUUGAUAUGGAAUCAGUUUUAGUAGCUCUUUCAUGCUUUUCUUUGCUGUGCGAAGAAGCUGAUAUUAGAUGUGGAAGCGAUGAAGUCGCUGUUACAUGCCUUUUGCCUAACUAUCAUCUUUACAUUGAACUAGCUCAAACUUCAACAGCUUUAAUCACCGCUAGCGGGGAGAGUAAGAUGUGUUAUUAUGAACAUAAUCAGGGACGAGCUGCUUUGCAGAAGCGAAUAAUGGCUCUACUGAGAAAGAUUGAGCACUGUGUCAACGGUGUCCAGCCAGCAUGGGAAGAAACAUUUCGCAAUUGGGAAUCCACGAGUCGACAGCUUACAAAUUAUCCUAAAAAUAAAACCGAGGACGGGCAAGUUGAAUCAUUUCAUCGUAGCACUGGUAAACGUAGAGCUUCUCAUCAGAAUUCUGAGCACGAAUUGGAAGAGCAGAUAAAUGAGUGGGCAAACAUGACUGGUUUUUUGUGCGCUCUAGGUGGUGUCUGUUUGCAAAGAAAGUCUCCUAGUCGACCAAUGUCAUCGGGAAUGCUACCGAAUCCCGAGCCAAAGAAAAGCUCGACAAAACAAAUUGAAGCUGCGUGUCUAGCUAAUCCCACUCAAGAAGUACAAUAUUGCCCUGUCACUCAAUUUGUUUUCAAUCUUUUGCGCCUAUUAAUUUGUAAUAAUGAAAAAUUCGGAGUACAGAUACAAAAACACGUUAAAGAGCUCGUGGGUCAAGAGAUGAGUGCUGCUUUAUAUCCAAUUCUUUUUGAUCAAAUAAAAAGCAUCGUCGAGAAAUUUUUUGAUCAACAAGGUCAAGUGAUUGUCUUGGAUGUCAAUACACAGUUUAUCGAGCAUACUAUUUUUAUAAUGAAGAACGUUCUAGAGUCGAAAUCAGAUCAACCAUCUGAAUACUUGGGAAUGACAAGUAUCGAGGGAAUGACUCUGGCAAUUGUGCGAUACGUCAGACAUUUAGACACUGCAGUAUACACAAUUCAUAUUAAAACAAAAUUAUGUCAGCUUGUAGAAGCAAUGAUGAAGCGAAGAGACGAUUUGGCGUUUCGUCAAGAGAUGAAAUUCCGUAAUAAAUUAGUCGAGUACCUGACAGACUGGAUUAUGGAUACCACUCAUCAGAUUGCUCCUCAACCGAGCACUGGUGACUUGACAACGAUCACCCGUGAUCUUGAGCAAGCUUGUAUGGAAGCAGUAGGUUCACUUUUACGUGGUUUACCGCUGCAACCAGAAGAGUCUGACCGUGGUGACCUGAUGGAAGCAAAAUCCCAGUUAUUUUUAAAGUAUUUCAGCCUUUUUAUGAACUCACUAAAUGACUGCAAUGACGCGGCGAAUGAGGACAAAGAUGUCGUCUCGACUACAAGGAUGAACAGUGUUAAAUUGUCGAGUUUACGUAAUGCCACUAUUCAAGCAAUGAGUAAUCUCUUGAGCGCCAACAUUGACAGUGGACUUAUGCACUCAAUUGAUCUGGGAUACAAUCGUGAUUUACAAACCAGAGCUGCAUUUAUGGAAGUGUUGACCAAAAUCCUUCAGCAGGGAACGGAAUUCGAUACACUAGCAGAAACCGUUUUAGCGGAUCGCUUCGAGCAGCUUGUCCAGCUGGUAACGAUGAUAAGCGACAAAGGAGAGCUACCUAUAGCAAUGGCGCUAGCUAACGUUAUCACCUCUAAUCAAAUGGAUGAAUUAGCGCGUGUAUUUGUAACACUGUUUGACGCAAAACAUCUGCUAUCACCACUUCUGUGGAAUAUGUUUUACCGUGAAGUAGAAGUAUCUGAUUGCAUGCAAACAUUAUUCCGUGGUAAUAGUUUGGGAAGCAAAAUAAUGGCCUUCUGUUUCAAGAUAUACGGCGCUAGUUAUCUUCAGAAUUUACUGGAACCUUUGAUAACUCCGCUAUUGGAUGAUCCCUCUACAAGUUUCGAAGUAGACAGCGCAAGGAUUGAUUCUAAUGAAAAUAUUGAACAGAAUGGAAGAAACUUGAUAGCUUUAACAAAGAAAGUAUUUGACGCGAUUGUUUCUUCAGCUGAUAAAUUUCCACCGCAGUUAAGAUCAAUGUGUCACUGUCUGUAUCAAGUACUCAGCAAAAGAUUCCCCCAGUGUCCACAGAAUAACAUUGGAGCUGUUGGUACUGUUAUAUUUUUACGAUUCAUCAACCCGGCUAUUGUAUCUCCUCAAGAAAUGGGUAUCGUAAACAAACCCGUGCCCAUGCAGAUAAAAAGAGGCCUCAUGCUUAUGUCAAAAAUCCUUCAAAACAUAGCCAAUCACGUAGAAUUUAGUAAAGAACAACACAUGUUACCGUUUAAUGAUUUUCUACGUGCGCGUUUUGAAAUAGGCCGUCGUUUUUUCAUUCAAAUAGCUUCUGACUGCGAAACAGUCGACCAGACUAAUCCACCAAUGUCAUUUGUGUCGGAUGCAAAUGUCCUGGCUCUGCAUCGAUUGCUCUGGAACCAUCAAGAACGAAUAGGAGAUUACUUGAGCAGCAGUAGAGAUCACAAAGCGGUUGGACGUCGACCGUUUGAUAAAAUGGCGACGUUACUUGCUUACCUUGGACCUCCUGAACACAAACCCGUUGAAUCUCAUCUUUUAUUUUCAUAUUCUCGUUGGUCCAGCAUCGAUAUGUCGGCGACAAACUUCGAAGAGAUAAUGGUAAAGCACAAUAUGCAUGAGAAGGAAGAGUUCAAAAGUAUUAAAAGUUUAAAUAUAUUCUAUCAAGCUGGUACUAGUAAACAGGGAAAUCCAGUAUUUUAUUAUAUUGCACGUAGAUAUAAAAUUGGCGAAACAAAUGGCGAUUUACUUAUUUAUCACGUUAUACUCACUCUUAAACCAUUCUGCCACUCACCGUUUGAACUAGUCAUUGAUUUUACUCAUACUUGCUCGGACAAUCGCUUCAGAACGGAGUUCCUUCAAAAGUGGUUCCUAGUUUUGCCUAAAGUUGCCUACACAAAUAUCCACGCAGCCUACAUUUACAAUUGCAAUAACUGGGUAAGAGAAUACACUAAAUUUCAUGAUAGAAUUUUGGCACCACUUAAAGGUAAUCGUAAAGUUAUAUUUAUUGAUUCACCUGCUCGCUUAAACGAUCUAAUUGAUCCAGAGCAACAGAAAUUACCAGGAGCUACGCUGACUCUUGACGAAGAUUUAAAAGUAUUUCCAAGUGCUUUAAAACUUUCACACAAAGACACCAAAGUAUCUAUAAAAGUAGGACCAUCAGCCAUACAAAUAACUUCUGCUGAAAAAUGCAAAGUACUAUCACACUCAGUGCUACUUAAUGACGUUUAUUAUGCCUCAGAAAUAGAAGAAGUUUGUUUGGUAGAUGAUAAUCAAUUCACAUUAACAAUAUCUAAUGAAGCUGGACCCCUUUCAUUUAUUCACAACGACUGCGACAGUAUUGUCCAGUCAAUAAUGCAUAUACGUAAUCGUUGGGAACUAUCUCAGCCUGACUCGAUGUCAGUACACCCAAAAAUAAGGCCUAAAGAUGUACCCGGUACAUUAUUAAACAUGGCAUUAUUAAAUCUCGGGAGUUCGGAUCCCGAUUUGCGUACAGCUGCCUACAAUUUGCUGUGUGCUCUGACAGCGACCUUUGAUUUAAAAAUAGAAGGACAAUUGCUUGAGACCUCGGGGCUCUGUAUCCCAUCAAACAAUACUAUCUUCAUUAAACAUCUGAGUGAAACUCUUGCGGCAAAUGAUCCCCAUCUGACCCUCGAGUUUCUCGAAGAGUGCAUGCAAGGCUUCAAAGUAUCAACUAUUGAAUUAAAGCAUCUCUGCUUGGAGUACAUGACCCCGUGGUUGAAAAAUCUAGUGCGUUUUUACAAACCGAAUGAUGAAGGAGGUAAAAGACAGAAGCAAGUGACCCAGAUAUUAGAAAAAUUGAUAACACUGACAAUUGAAGAAAAUGAAAUGUACCCGAGCAUACAAGCUAAAAUCUGGAGUACUAUCGGGCGACUUCCCGAGCUAAUUGACACAGUUCUCGAUCAUUUUAUCCAGAAGAGCGUAGGAUACGGCCUCGGUUCACCAAUGGUCGAGAUAAUGGCUGAUACAGCGGUGGCUUUAGCCUCGGGAAACGUCCAACUGGUUGCGAAAAAAGUUAUCGGUCGAUUGUGCCGAGUCGUUGAUAAAACUUGUACAUCUCCGACGCCCCUACUCGAGCAGCACAUGAUGUGGGAUGACAUAGCAAUUCUCGCUCGUUAUCUUCUCAUGCUUUCUUUCAACAAUUGUCUGGAUGUCGGCAAACAUCUGCCGUACCUCUUUCACACAGUGACAUUUCUUGUGUGCUCAGGAAGUCUGAGUAUGCGUGCAUCAACCCACGGGUUAGUAAUAAAUAUUAUCCACUCACUCUGUACCUGCAGUUCGCCUUCGUUCUCCGAAGACACUUACCGAGUUCUCAGGAUGAGCCUCGAUGAAUUUUCAUUGCCUAAAUUUUACCUACUCUUUGGAAUCAGCAAAGUAAAAUCAGCCGCAGUGACUGCUUUUCGUUCUAGCUAUCGACAUUCCAAUGAAAAAUGGUUUACAAACGAAAGAACGCUUUGCAAUACUCAAGAUCGCGAAAGACUUUCAUUGACCAGCUUGGAAGUUAUAACAGAUGCCUUGUUGGAGAUUAUGGAGGCUUGUAUGCGAGACAUUCCCCGGUGCGAUUGGCUGAAAACUUGGACGUCUUUGGCUAAGAGUUUUGCUUUUUGUUUCAACCCCGCCCUCCAGCCGCGAGCACUCAUUGUUUUUGGCUGCAUCAGCAAGAGCAUAACAGACCAAGAUAUCAAACAACUGCUACGUAUACUUGUAAAAGCACUUG
Cotesia glomerata is the source of this 8196-nucleotide messenger RNA. RefSeq names its product neurofibromin. The transcript is spliced from 6 exons. The record is from RefSeq and is a predicted model, not a curated record. Lineage: Eukaryota; Metazoa; Arthropoda; Insecta; Hymenoptera; Braconidae. The annotation marks the transcript as partial. Gene Ontology annotation, biological process: regulation of GTPase activity.